Molecule: messenger RNA, 2331 nt
Organism: Medioppia subpectinata
Lineage: Eukaryota; Metazoa; Arthropoda; Arachnida; Sarcoptiformes; Oppiidae
Source: the annotation of a GenBank genome assembly
AUUAAUAACAAUUCAAUCGAUAAUGAGAUUCACAUUAAGAGCUAUUCUUACGACUCUUUCUAUCCAUUCCUUCAGUUCUUGUAUGCAAUCAAACCGAAGAUCACUCCCAGAAUCGCUCGCGAAGUCUCAAAGUUGGCCACACUUUAUGGCGAAUCAGUUCUUCAGGAGUGGUGCGGACAGACAUUGGGAUCAAGUGAUGAGACAAUUGAUUUGACAAACAUUUGUAGUUUGUAUGAGAAGUCUAUUACCGAUGGAUCCGUUGAUUUGAAUAUUUACGUAAAGUUUCCCCAUUUAUGUCCACAACCGGUGGUCACCGAAGACCACCACAAACUUAGGAUCAAAGUAUUGGUUGUUUUCGGUGAUAAUGGCGAAGAAGUGAUUGUUGUGACCACCGAUGACCGGGUCUACGGCUUUGGGACCAACCGUUUCGGUCGACUCGGUCUCGGAGUGAGUGAUGCCAUCGCAAGACCGCAACUGAACGCCACUCUCACCGGAAAGAAGAUAUCGAAGAUAUGCUAUGGUUUGGGACACUGUUUGGGACUCACGAGUGGCGGACAGUGCUAUGGAUGGGGACAUAACGCGAGCGGACAGCUCGGCAUCAGAUCUGUUGAAGACAUGUCAACCCCUCAACCAAUCAAAAUACUUAAUAAAACAUUACAAUCCAAAUCAGUGACAGACAUCUCAUGCGGUGAUAAUCACUCGCUGGCGCUGACCAAAGACGGCUUUAUCUACAGCUUUGGGGCCAACGAUCGGCGCCAAUGCGGUCACAAAGAGGGCGAAAUGGUUUGGCGACCGUUUAGAGUCAAAAUUAAAGAUAGAUUUGUGUCCAUUUCUUGCGGUCGCAGCCAUUCUUCGGCUCUGACCGAUACGGGAACCGCUUAUGUCUGGGGCAGUAAUGAUUGCCAACAGUUGGGUCCCAAAGCAGUUGUAGUGCCCGGAAAGACGUAUUGUUGGCCGCAAUUGUUUAUUGGCCACAAUUCUGAUCUCAUAUAUGAAACAGUGUUGUGCGGACCCAAUCACACGGUACUGCUGGCGGCGGCCGGUAUUGUCUUCGUGUACGGCAGUGACGACUGGAAACCCGAUCCCAAAAGUGACCAAUUAUUGAACAUUUUUCCCAAUAAAUACGUCAAAUCCAUUGACACCACUUAUGACAAUCGGGUAGUGAUUGUGAAGGCAAUUGACGGCCAGCUGUUUAUUCUCGGGAAAGCCAACGGUUCCAUAACUUGGACUCCCAUUGAUAUAACGAUCGGUUGUUCACUGUUUGACAUUUACGCCAAAUAUUGUGGUUAUAACCGGACUUUUGCAUCGAUUGUGGAUUUAAUUAAGACAUCGAUGUCAUCGAUGAAUAGCUGUUCCCAAAGCGAUGAAGAAAUCUAUUGGUCUGAAGGAGAAGAGACAGAAGAAUGCAAUGAUUUAGUCAUUAAUACAAUCGGUCCACACAUUGACGAUAAGUGUCACAAAUCGGGAUCUGUAUUACCCGACGGCACGUCAGAUGUUUUGAUAUCGGAAUUAAUUGAUCCUAAAUCGAGCGGUAAUUCAACGAAAUCCAGUUUAUGUCUCAAUGAAUGUGAAGAUAACACGAAGAAUACGGUUACCGUUGACUCCAAGAACACCGCCUCUUGUGAACGGAAUUUAAGUAAACCCAGUGUUACUUCGGGAUCCUUUGGCCGCAAGAUUACCACAAAAAGUGCUUCAAUCGCACCUCGUUUAAGUAUUCAAAGCAUUGAAGCGAUUAAAAAGCAUUUGUUGCCCAUCAAGUCAUCGACGAAGAGCUGUUCCAAAACAGUAGAAGAGAUCUAUUGCUUAGAAGAAGAGAAGGAUAUCAAAGCCAUUGGUCCACAAACUGGCACUCAAUGUCACAAAUUGAUAUCAAAUAACUGUUCCGAAAGCGAUGAAGAGAUUUAUUUAUCUGAUUCCGAGGGCGAAGAAUCACAAACUACGGGAAUCAUUGACUCAAACAGCACUGAUAGUUGUGAUCUUCUCGUAUCGAAUGGUUAUGAAAAGGAAUUGUUUAAAGCGUUUAACAAUCGAUUGGAUUCUGAUUUGAGAUUUAUUGUCGAAAAUCAGUUCAUUUAUUGUCACAAAACUGUUCUCAAGAUUAGAAACAAAGAGUUUUGGGAAAUAUGUGAACAAAAUAUGUUUACCGAACGGGAGAUUGAAAUGAAUGCCUAUUCUUAUGACACAAUUAAAGCGUUUCUCAUGUUUUUGUAUGGAUUGCGACCCGAAGUGAAUGACCAGAACUGUACGGAACUCUUGGAAUUGGCUGAAGAUUAUGGCGAACACAGACUCAAAGACAUUUGUGGAAACUCUAGAAAUUUUAAUAAAAUUUAA